Saccharomyces mikatae IFO 1815 is the source of this 717-nucleotide messenger RNA. Its product is annotated as DUP/COS family protein. The transcript has a single exon. NCBI's taxonomy places the organism in Eukaryota, Fungi, Ascomycota, Saccharomycetes, Saccharomycetales, Saccharomycetaceae. The coding region runs from base 1 to 717 and encodes 238 amino acids. The record is from RefSeq and is a predicted model, not a curated record.
AUGCAAACUUCCUCUGAAAAUACCGACCUCAAGAUGAAUACACUCGAUGAACCUGCUGCACAUUUAAUCGAGGACAAUGUGGCGCUUCCCGAAGACAUGUUCAGCUCAUAUCUGGGCUAUCUAUUUUAUGAAUUGGCUCACUUUCCGCCAUUCAUUUUAAUGCUCUUGGUGACCACGAGUUUGGUUUCAUUGCUUGUGUUUUUUCAUGAUAGCUACCGCAGCACUUUUUUUUAUGUAUUCUCAUCGUUGGUUUCCGGUUUCUUGUUACAAGGUACUUUAAUUGUGUUUUGUGACGAAUCAGUCAGGGAUCAUGAGUUUGAUACUAAGCUUUUAGUGGAAGUGAUCACACGCAAACCCGCAGUGAAGGGGAAAGAGUGGAGAACUAUUACAUACAAGAUGAAUCAAUACUUGUUUGAUCGUGGACAUUGGUUUACUCCCUACUUCUUUUAUUGCGAUGAGAAGUGCUACCGUUAUUUUUUGCGUCUUAUUGAAGGAGUAACUCCCAAGAGGCAGGAAACCACAUCAACGGACAAUGCCGAGGAAGAUAUACAGUCUAAUAUACCGGCCACCACUGCAUCCGAUGUAUCCACUGGACCUGUCACUUCGAGUUCUGUACCAGUUUUACAAAAGUUGCUGUUCAGGGCAGCGGAGAUCGAACAGCAAUCACAAGAGAAUUACUGGCGAGAUAGAUAUCCUGACAUCGAUGCGCUACUUUAA